Molecule: messenger RNA, 1268 nt
Organism: Mus caroli (Ryukyu mouse)
Lineage: Eukaryota; Metazoa; Chordata; Mammalia; Rodentia; Muridae
Gene: Dhrs2
Product: dehydrogenase/reductase 2
Molecular function (GO): carbonyl reductase (NADPH) activity
Source: RefSeq, a predicted model, not a curated record
GUGACUGCUGCAGCCUGAGACAUCCCUCCAGGAAUCUGAGUGCCUGAGUCCGCUGGCCCGAGGACCUCUGCUUGCUCUGGUCAACUCCGCUUGCUCCAGUCAGCCUCCGCACGCUCAGUCCCUGCUUGCUCCAGCCCAAAACACUCGGGGAUCGCACUCACGGCACCUCCUUCCCGGUAAUCCUCUCUGGAAACAUCUUCAUUGAUACGUCCAUAGGUCUUUCUUCAAUGGCUGCCAUAUUCAGGCCUAUCCCAUGGGCCUUUAGGGGUUCUCUGUGUCUACCUCUCUCAGCUCGAAGGUUCAGCAAAACAGUGGAUGAGAAUCGCUCCCUGGCUGGGAAAGUGGCUGUGAUCACUGGUUCCACGAGAGGGAUUGGCUUUGCCAUCGCCAGGCGUCUGGCCCAGGAUGGGGCACAUGUGGUCAUCAGCAGCCGGAAGCAGGAGAAUGUAGAUGAAGCCGUGACCAUAUUGAAGGAGGAGGGACUGAGUGUGACUGGCACCAUGUGCCACGUGGGGAAGGCUGAGGACCGCCAGCACCUUGUGACCACAGCCCUGAAGCAUUCUGGGGGCAUUGACUUCCUUGUGUGUGUGGCCGGAGUCAACCCUCUGGUGGGAAGCACCCUGGGAGCCAGUGAACAGAUCUGGGACAAGAUCCUGGAUGUAAAUGUGAAGUCUCCAGCUCUGUUGCUAAGCAAGGUGCUGCCCUACAUGGAGAACAGAAGGGGAGGCAGCGUUGUUCUGGUAUCCUCUGGAGUGGCUUAUGUACCAGUUCCAAAGCUGGGCGUCUACAACACCAGCAAGACCGCUCUGUUGGGGCUCUGCAAGUCUCUGGCUAUGGAGCUGGCUCCAAAGGGCAUCAGAGUCAACUGCCUAGUGCCAGGAAUUAUCAAGACUGACUUUAGCCUACGGGAGAAAACGAUGCCAAACAUGCUUCCUGACAUGAAUAAAAUCUUCGGAGUGCAGCGGUUAGGGGAGCCGGAAGAAUGUGCCGGGCUUGUAUCCUUCCUGUGCUCCUCAGAUGCCAGCUACAUCACUGGGGAGAACAUCAUGGUGGCUGGCUUCUCCUCUAAACUGUGAAGAGACAGCAUGGGUUAGAGACUGGGGUUAAAGUCCUCAAGUGGAAGAAGACACAGGACUUGGUGGGAAAUAUGUAGAUGUAGAGCUUUAAGCUGUGCUUAGGAUCCAGGUCAUAUAGGGAUACUUACUGAAAUGUUGCGAAGGAAAGCAGGUGUUUAAAGAUUUCAUUUGGAAUAAAUUUGUUUGGACACU